Molecule: messenger RNA, 1638 nt
Organism: Thlaspi arvense
Lineage: Eukaryota; Viridiplantae; Streptophyta; Magnoliopsida; Brassicales; Brassicaceae
Source: the annotation of a GenBank genome assembly
AAACACUCUUCAUCAAAACCAUAUCUUUCUCACUCUCUCUCUCCCACAAUGGCUUCUCACUACGAUAAGCUUACUUCUUCCAGAGUAGCGAUCAUUGGUGCGGGUGUUAGCGGUUUAGCAGCCGCUAAGCACUUAGCUCAUCACAACCCGACUGUUUUCGAAGCCUCGGAUUCGGUCGGAGGUGUUUGGAAGAGCUGCACUUACGAGACGACUAAGUUACAAUCGGCUCGAGUCGAUUAUGAGUUCUCUGACUUUCCGUGGCCUAAUAGAGAUGAAACUACUUUCCCGUCUUACGUUGAGAUAUUAGAUUACUUGGAAUCCUAUGCUAAGCAUUUUGAUCUCCUCAAGUUCAUGAAGUUUAGCUCUAAGGUCAUCGAAGUUAGGUACACCGGUGAAGGCGAAACUCCUCAGAUGGUUGCCCUCGGUGCUUACGGCAACUUGUUGCCCGGAAAACCUGUCUGGGAAGUUGCUGUUCAAAGCGGAGAUGCUGGAGAUAUUCAGUGGCAUGCAUUUGAGUUCGUGGUAGUGUGCACCGGGAAAUAUGGUGACGUACCGAGAAUACCGACUUUUCCGGCGAAGAAAGGGCCUGAGAUAUUUAAAGGGAAAGUGAUGCAUUCGAUGGAUUACUGCAAGUUAGAGAAAGAAGAAGCAUCUAAUCUCCUCCGUGAUAAGAAAGUCGCCGUCAUUGGCUUCAAGAAAUCCGCCAUUGAUUUGGCUUUAGAGUCUGCUGUAGCUAAUCAAGGAGAAGGAGGAAAAGCAUGCACAAUGGUGGUGAGAACAACACAUUGGGUGGUUCCACAUUAUUGGAAAUAUGGUCUUACACCAGACCAUUCUUUUGAAGAAGACUACGCUUCUUGUCAAAUGGCCAUCUUACCGGAGAAUUUCUUUGAGGAAGCGGAUAAAGGAAUGAUCCGGUUUAAGAAAACAUCAAAAUGGUGGUUUUAUGAACAAGGGAUUGAGUUUGAGGAUGGAACUACACUGGAAGCUGAUGUUGUGAUACUCGCAACUGGUUAUGAUGGCAAGAAGAAGCUCAAAGCCAUUGUUCCUGAACCUUUUCGAACUUGGCUUGAGUUUCCAUGCGGUGUCAUGCCUUUAUACAGGGGAACAAUCCAUCCAUUGAUACCAAACAUGGGUUUCGUGGGAUAUGUUCAAAGCAACGCGAACUUGCACACAUCAGAGCUACGUUCGUUGUGGUUAAGCCGGCUCGUGGAUGAUAAAUUCAAAUUACCGAGCAAAGAGAAAAUGUUGGACCAAUUCUUCAAAGAAAUGGAAGUGAUGAGAGGAUCGAGCAGAUUCUACAAACGCCAUUGCAUUUCUACUUUCAGCAUCCAACAUGCCGAUGAUUUGUGUAAUGACAUGGGACUUAAUCCUCUGCGAAAACCCAACUUGUUCCUCGAAGCUUUUAGUCCUUACGGUUCUCAAGACUAUCGACUCAGUCAAGAGGAGAGUAACUAAAUAUACUUACUACUCAAGGAAUAUAUAACAUUAUACUUGACGAUAAUAUACUGUAUGAUAAAAUUAUAAAAUUGUGUUGGUGAGUCAUUGAAUAAUCAUCAUGUAUGUUCCACUACAUCAUCAGCUUUUGCUACACUCUUGUAAUUAUUGUAUGAAGAUAUAAUAAAGUCGUACCAAUUUUAA